ACAGUCAGUAGAGGUAUAGGCCCUAUUGAGGGACUGGGACAGUACAGGAGGAAACAGGACAAGACAUGAUUCCGUUUUCAGCACCCUGUCGUUCUUUAGUGUAGUGGUCACAGUCACAGUCAAUACUACUGUCACGGACCUUGGUGGGUCUCAAGCAAACGGACCAAGAGAGCCAAUGAAAGAGCACCGCCUGCUGAGAAGGAAGCAAGUCCAAACAAUGUAUGUAGUAUUGGCAAAGGGAGCAAACCUCUCUACAAAAAGUCCUUAAAGGGGUGAAUUCAACUCUAAAAUCAUGAAUUAUCAUUAAAUGAUGGAAUAGGUUGCAAGCAUGGACAACUUUCCAGGAAGGUAGUUGUUAAAUGGCAAUGGGAAAGGUUGUUAUAGGGGCACGUCCAUCCAAAUCAGCUGUCGAAUGGAAAAAAGCUGUGAGGAGACAGAGAGAGAGGGGAGUAGAGAAAGACGGCGAGAAAAGAGAGAAGAAAGGAGAAAAGAAAGGAGGAAAGAAAUGACGAGAAAAGAGAAAGAACAGAGAAAAGAAAGGAGGAAAGAAAGCGAGAGAAGAAAGGACAAAUGGUACAGUGCUUCGAGUGAAGGACCUGGCCAUGCCUGCUGCUCGGUAUCAUCCUGUCAUUUCAUGGCUGACUGCCUGCACACACACCGCUCCUCUCCCCACAGACCCUGUUAUGCAUGGUGACUUGUUAUCCAGGAAGAACAUUUAAAAAAGACACCGCCAGAACGCGCGCGCACACACACACGCACACGCACACACACACACACACACACACACACACACACACACACACACACACACACACACACACACACACACACACACACACACACACACACACACACACACACACACCUUCUCCCUCUACAGUUUCCAUUUCAGGAUACUGGAACCCUUUUCUGACUCAAGUAGCUGUGUGACACCCGACAGAGGAGAGGUCACCCAAACACAAUCCCCUGUAAAACUCUUUCAAGGGUCACCCCUUAUGGGCUUUUCUCAGGGUUUCCCAGCAUCUGCUGGCGUCACACCACGGUCCAUUUUUUUACCACAGCAACUGCUCAAUAAUAAAAGCCUGGACACUCCAUGUAACUGUUUGCUCAUGGUCAAAAGUCAACAACGAGUUCUUUUUCUCCCAGGUGUUUAAGGUGGACGGAGGAGGGCUGGAAAUCUUUGUGCACCUAAAGACAAGCAGUCAAACUGUAGCAGAGAGGGACGACAGCAAGAACAGGCAAAACAUCCCUGCACAGCAGAGGCCAGCGUUUAAAGCUAACCAACCAGAACUCUACCAGGUUGGUGUCCAAGCCACAGUCGAUAUCCUCCAUCCUUGAAAUUCCUAGUGACAAGGGCAAACAAAAAGGAGGAUGUUGGCCAGGACGCUAGCAAACAGCUGGUUAAUCAGUAAAGCUAUACAAAUGUGAUGUACCUGCCAGGGUUAGUGUGUUCUGAACCAUUCUGCUGUUACUUAUAAUCAGAAACACCUCUGUGACUCCCCCUCCUCCUCCCCGCUCCUAUCUCAGCCCCUGUUCAAACAGUAGUUAAACGAGAAGCGGACUGUUACUGACAACAUUACCUAUCCGACAGACGAACAGGGAGUAUCGUUCUCAAGAACAACAAAGCCCUCUCUUUCCCCCUCGUCUUUAUUGUGCCCUCUUUUUUUUGUGUGUCAUCGUUCCUUCUCUCGCGUUCCUGGUUGUUCCGCCUCUUCUCUAGCUACCCGAGGAAUCUGAAUCUGUGGCCAGGCAGGCAGGAGAGCUGAAUGAACCUCAUAGCGGGACGACAACACCACAGGCACCGCAGCGAGGCACUUAGCUUCAAGUAGAAUUGACUGCUUUGAAAUGGCACCUGAGACGGCAGGCAGCGACAGCCACUCCUUUGUAUUAUAGUGUUGCUUGGUUUCAACAAAUCAAUGCAACAUUAAAGGAAGAGACUGGAUAGACAUUUUUUAUUUUUAAAUCACCAACUUCUUUGGGGGAGGGGGGUGGGGGUGCUGAUAUGGAACACAGCCAGUUGCAGCCAGCGUCAGGAAUGGACCCCUCCUCUCAAUGUCAUAGUCUCUAAGAAGAAGUAUUUGUGUGCAAACCUGGAUCAUUAAAACUUGUUUUGGAAGUCUGGAGUGCACUACUACGCCCCUGAUUCUAUGAGAUUAUAGUCUUGUUGGGUGUUCUGGCCAGAGACCGUAGAAACUAAACAACAGAAAUCGAUGCGUCAUUCUUGUCAAAUAGAAAGCGCCCGGACAAAGAUUGUCACAUCGUCUAAGCUGUGGAAACAUAAAGGAAUCUCAACUGCAUUCGAGACAAGGAAGAACCGCCCAGACACCGAUGCAUUGUUCACACGCUCCUGAGCAUGAAAGACCUUAACUGCUCAGUUAGCUGCUGCCUGUCAACGGGAACGUGUCAGUGAUCCUGUCAGUCGUCGCGUUGGAAGUGCCAAUGUGGUUACGAGUGAUAAGGUUUUACAGUAGGAGAGGGUACGUUGGGAGGAGGGGCGUUGGGGACGAGUGUCAGAGACAGUGUUACUGUUAUGUCGCCUAUUAUCAGACAGUAGUUAUAAGGACUAUCAAGAUUAGUGAUAAUUAGUAGUCUGUUAUAUCAGCGCUGCCGUGUGUGUGUGUGUGUGUGUGUCUAUGGAGGACAGAAUAGAAUAGAAUUCAAAUUUGCUUGGCAACAAAGAGCUGUGGUGAAAUGCUGCUGAUGAACAAUAGUGAUGUGGGAGCUUUGUGUAACAGUAGUAGUGGUGGGGGCCAGGGCAAUGGGACAGACGGGACCGAGAUGACGAAGUUGUUGGUGCCCAUGCUGGACGGCCUCAUCCUGGUGACAGGCCUGGCGGGCCACUGCCUAGUCAUCUCCAUCCUGGCCGGCCGCAGGAGGCGAGGUGGAAAGCCUCCUCAUGGGACAGACACCCUGCUGCUGGCUCUGAGUGCUGCUGACAUGCUGCUGUUGCUCUGCCUACCCUUCCACACCGCGGCCAUCGCCCUGGGCUCCUGGCCCUUCGGCAGCUUCCUCUGCAAGGUCGUCAGCUUCCUGGGCGUGGCCUGUUCUUCCGCCUCAGUCUUCACGCUGGCUGCGCUCGCCGUGACCCGCUACCUGACUGUGGUCCACCCCGCCUGGUCCUUCCGCUCUCGCAUGCACAGCCGCCUCAAACUGACCGUGGCGCUCCUCUGGGUUCCCGCCGUAGCCCUGGCAGCUCCGCAGUUUGCUUUCCGCACGGUGGCGGUGUCCAGCGCGUUACACUGCUUCGCCUUCCUGGGCGGCCUCAGUCAGCUGGUGUACAGCACGGCGUUGUUCCUGUUUGCCUUUGCGAUACCAUUGGGGGUUAUUGUGAUGAUGUACGCCAAGAUCUACUGCUUCCUGCGCCAGACGAGAGUGUCGGGACGUGCCCCUCAGCUGGAGCGCUACCAAAGCCAGGUGACCCACACGUCAGCUCUGCUGGUGCUGGUCUUCACCCUCUGCUGGCUGCCCUCCUACGGCCUCAUGUUCUCCCUCUUGGGGGUCAAGAUCUCUGGUGUCUCCAGCUACCGCUCCAUAGCAAUCUUCAUCCGCCUACUGGCGUCUUCAGCCGCGGUGGUUAACCCCGUCCUCUACGUGUUCAUGUCCAAUAAGUUCAGGAGGGAUCUGAUGGACUUGGGCCGGGAGAGAUGGGAGGGUUGCAGGGGGUGUACGGCAGGGUGUCCGGGGGUGUUCAGGGGCAGGGACAUGGUGCGGCCCUUCAACCCUGUGGAGCUGGAUACGCCAACCCUACCCUUACCCGGAUUCUAAGGGUUACUAUGAAAGGUCUAUGGACAUUCUGUGGAUACUUAACAGAUAUUCUGUAGAGAUUUAAUGACCCUCUAUGGACACUAUGAACUUUCUAUGGUUCAUUUAAGGACCACUAUGGACCCCUCUAUGGACAGUGGGGCAACAUGUUUGAUUUGAAUAAGAUCGGUCUUACAACCUCAUUUCAAUAAACACAAUUACCUCAGCUGAGGCCAUUUGCUUUCUUCCUGUUUUUUUAAUAGCACAAGCGGAUUAAAAAACCACACGUGUACGAGUGCGUGAACGGCCAGCUAAAACGGCCAAUUCCACGCGAUUCUCCGUUGAGAGGAUCCGCUAGAAUGUUUUGCCUCUUGCGGACAGCGGAACAUUACAGCGUCAACGUUAAU
Messenger RNA from Oncorhynchus keta (chum salmon), 4148 nucleotides. Its product is annotated as delta-type opioid receptor-like. Gene Ontology annotation, biological process: immune response; G protein-coupled receptor signaling pathway. Gene Ontology annotation, molecular function: G protein-coupled receptor activity. Lineage: Eukaryota; Metazoa; Chordata; Actinopteri; Salmoniformes; Salmonidae. The coding region runs from base 2692 to 3765 and encodes 357 amino acids. The record is from RefSeq and is a predicted model, not a curated record. The transcript is spliced from 5 exons. Gene Ontology annotation, cellular component: membrane.